Zophobas morio is the source of this 2446-nucleotide messenger RNA. Its product is annotated as DNA ligase 4-like. Gene Ontology annotation, biological process: double-strand break repair via nonhomologous end joining; DNA recombination; nucleotide-excision repair, DNA gap filling. Gene Ontology annotation, molecular function: DNA binding; DNA ligase (ATP) activity; ATP binding. The record is from RefSeq and is a predicted model, not a curated record. Gene Ontology annotation, cellular component: DNA-dependent protein kinase-DNA ligase 4 complex; DNA ligase IV complex. The transcript has a single exon. The coding region runs from base 636 to 2381 and encodes 581 amino acids. Lineage: Eukaryota; Metazoa; Arthropoda; Insecta; Coleoptera; Tenebrionidae.
UAAGAAUCGAAAAAUUGAAUCGAGAAAUUAAAACAUCAAAAAAUCGAAAAAUCCAGAAAUGGAAAAUUCGGCAAUUCGAGAAUCGAAAAUUGAAAAAUCUAGAAAUCAAAAGAUCGCAAAAUUGGGAAAUCGAAAAGUCGAAAAAUCAAAGAAUCGCUUAAUAGAGAAAUUGAGGAAAGGAAAAAUAAAAAAUUACGAAACGCCAAAAAUUGAAAUAAUGAAAAAUUAAAAAAUUUGAAGAAUUGAUAAAUUGAAGAAUUGAAAAACUGAAAUCGUAAAACUGAAAUAUGGGAAAAUCGAAAAAUAAAAAAAUAGAGAAAUCGAAAAUUUGAAGAAUCGACAAAUUAAAAAAUCCUCAAACUAAAAUGUCGAAAAAUUGAAAAACCAAAUAAUCUAAAGGCGAGAAGUCGAAAAAUCGAACAAUAGAAAUAUCGAAACAUCAAAAAAGUGAAAAAUCUAACAUUUAAAAAUUCGAAAAAUUGAAAAUUGAAAACUAAAGUACUAAAAAACUGAAAAAUUGAAAUAUUUAAAAUUAAAAAAAAAACAAAAACUACAAUAAGAAUCGAAAAAUUGAAUCGAGAAAUUAAAACAUCAAAAAAUUUGAAGAAUCGAAAAACGGAAAUCGUAAAACUGAAAUGUCGGAAAAUCGCGAAAUCGAAAAAUCCAGAAAUGGAAAAUUCAGCAAAUCGUUGUUAAAAAACGUUUUUGAUUUGGAGACUAAGAGGGUGAUCCUUGAUGGGAAGAUGAUGCUAUGGAAUAAAAAAACGAAGCGGUUUGGUUCAAAAGGGAUGAACUAUGACGUCAAGAAACUCGGUUUGAGGAAGUAUCAGCCAAGUUUUUGCGCUUUUGACAUACUGAUGCACAAUGAUACGAUUUUGACUAACCAAUCGUUGCGUAAAAGACUGCAAAUUUUGAAAAAAGUGGUCAAAAACCCAGUGGAGGGUGCAGUUGUUGUGAGUAAGUACUCAGAAGUGAGCACUAGAAGUGACGUUGUUGAUGCACUUAACACCUCAGUUGAUAAUAACGAGGAAGGCAUAGUCGUUAAAGACACUUCUAGUGUGUAUAAAUGCAGCGAUAGAAAUAGCGGCUGGUUUAAAAUGAAGAUGGAAUAUUUCGAUGAUGUGGUUCACGAUUUGGACGUACUAAUGAUGGGUGGAACGUACGGCUCGGGCAACAAACUCAACUCUUUCAUCGUUGGAGUGUCUGCAGGAGUGGGCACCUAUUACUCCCUCGGAAGCAUCAGUUCGGGUUUGAACGACGAAGAGCUAGACUUGUUAAGCGAUAAAUUUAAAACACACGGUAUAGAUUUUAAAGACUUUGGUACAAAAACCAAAGGCAAGCUAUUUUUUGGUCGGGAAACCCCUCAUGUCUACAUAGAGCCGGAAAAUUCGUACAUUUUCCAAAUCCGAGCGACCGAACUAAUCAGAGUCACUAAUGACGCAGUCAAGUGUCCCUACACUUUACGAUUUCCUCGUGUGUUGAAAAUACGGAACGACAAACCACCAGAUGACUGUUUAUCCAUGAACGAAUUAUUAGAACUGAGUCAGAAUAAAACCAUCGUCAAACUCAACAAAAGACACAUCGAUUUGGACGAGAUUGUAUCAAAAGCGCGACCUUCUAAGAAAAUUAAAGUCGAAGUUGUGAGUUUCGAACAACCGGAUGCAGGUGAUUUUUUAAAAAAUAUACGUUUUUAUGUUGAUUCUGGUACCGAAAAAUGGGGGACUGAGGAGAUUUAUCACUCUAUUAAAAAACUAGGCGGCGAGGUUAGCUAUCGCCUGGAACCCAACGUCGACAUAGUGUUGAUUUCAAAACUAAACACGAAAAUAUCCAACGCCAUGAAACAAUCAAACGGUUUUGAUAUAAUCCACGUUGAUUGGUUGCGACGGGUUUUGGAGGAUCGCGAGUUGGUUGAUUACAAAUCAGACGAAAUAUUUUAUUGCGGUAGUAAUUUUCGUCGAAAUCUAUCCACAAAUUUGGAUCAAUUCGGUGAUUCGUUUAUGGCAAAAACAUCCAAAGCGUCGUUGCAACGUGCUUUCGACAUGAUGCGCAAAAAGGACGAUUUUUUGAACACGAACGACGCGCUGGCGGUUAAUGGUAGCUAUUAUUUCAGCGAUUAUGUUGCUUAUUUUGACCGUUUCGAGGAAAUUAACAACCCUGGUUCAAAACAAAUUUACUAUUCGUAUCCGGACGAACUAGAGUUUGAAUUUUACAAAGGCGCUGUGAAUAAGGAAUUGACGCCCGAAGUUAAUCUAGUCGUGCUAGCAGAAAACAACCACGAUCGUAAAUUAUUAAUUAGCAAUUUUAUAGAAAAUAACGGUUUACCGAAAAUCGAGAUCGUAGCAAAGGAUUUUAUCUUUGAUAAAAUUUCGAGCCAAGCGUGAUGUGUAUAUUAAGAAUAUUGUAUUAUGUAUAUGUGAGCAACUUUUAAUAAAGUAUUUAGCAAGUC